GCAGCCCCUUAGGCAGCUUAGGCCUCCCCUGUGGAACGUCCCUGCAGGAGACCCCAGCCAGCCUGAGUGACGUGGAUCCUGAGAGCGCUCCCAGGUAGGCAAUUGCCCCCGUGGAACGCCUCGCCAGAGCAGCGCGUGGCAGGCCCCAGUGGAGGAUCAAAGCAGUGGCUGAAUGCCAGGAAGGAGCAGGCACUUGAAGUCUGGACAUCUGAAACUUGCACCUUUUCUGCUGCCAUGACAACCAUGCGAGGAAUGGAACAGGCCAUGCCAGGGGCCGGCCCUGGUGUGCCCCAGCUGGGAAACAUGGCUGUCGUACAUUCACAUAUGUGGAAAGGAUUGCAAGAGAAGUUCUUGAAGGGGGAACCCAAAGUCCUUGGGGUUGUGCAGAUUCUGAUUGCCCUGAUGAGCCUUAGCAUGGGAAUAACAACGAUGUGUAUUGCAUUUAGUGCUUAUGGACGUUACCCUGUUUCUGUGUAUAUCGGGUACACAAUUUGGGGGUCAGUGAUGUUUAUUAUUUCAGGAUCCCUGUCAAUUGCAGCAGGAAUUAGAACUACAAAAGGCCUGGUCCGAGGUAGCCUGGGAGUGAAUAUCACCAGCUCUGUACUGGCUGUAUCAGGGAUCUUAAUCAACAUAAUUAGCUUGGUGAUUUAUUCAUUUUAUCACCAUUACUGUAACUACGAUGGCAACUCAAAUAACUGUCACGGGACUGUGUCCAUCUUAAUGGGUAUGGAUGGCAUGGUGCUCGUCCUAAGUGUGCUGGAAUUCUGCAUUGCUGUGUCCCUCUCUGCCUUUGGAUGUAAAGCAGUCUGUUGUACCCCUGGUGGGGUUGUGUUAAUUCUGCCAUCAAAUUCUCACAUAGCAGAAGCAGCAUCUCCCUCACCACUUAAUGAGGUUUGAGGCCACCAAAAGAUCAACAGACAAAUGCUCCAGAAAUCUAUGCUGACUGUAACACAAGAACCUCACAUAAAAAAUUACCAGAAUCCAACUUCGAUACUGAGAGACAUAUUGAUAUCAUUAUUAUAUGUAAUCCAAUUAUGAACUGUGUGUAUAUAUAGAGAGAGAUAAUAAAUUCAAAAUUAUGUUCUCAUUUUUUCCCUGGAACUCAAUAACUCAUUUCACUGGCUCUUUGUCGAGAGUACUAGAUGUUAAAUUAAUAAAUAAUGCAUUUAAUGAGGCAA
Molecule: messenger RNA, 1178 nt
Organism: Rhinopithecus roxellana (golden snub-nosed monkey)
Lineage: Eukaryota; Metazoa; Chordata; Mammalia; Primates; Cercopithecidae
Gene: MS4A4A
Product: membrane spanning 4-domains A4A
Exons: 7
Coding region: 235-897 (220 amino acids)
Cellular component (GO): Golgi apparatus; membrane
Source: RefSeq, a predicted model, not a curated record